AAAUGCGACCCAGAAGGGUAAAGUGACUUGUCUCCAGUCACAGAACAAGGAUAAUGGAAGUGGGCGGCGUGAGGGACCCUUUAACUGUGAAGUGCACACUUCUGUCACCAGUCUGCCUUGUUCUCCUGUUCCUUUUGUUGGGGUUUUUGAUCAUGCCUACCUUAUACAUGUGCUGCCUGUGGGAAUAUUAAUUAUUUAAAGUAAGUUGGAAGACUCUAAGAUCAGUCCUAGAAAGAUGAGGGCCCUGGAUUUAAGCUUGGCUUUUCCAAGAAGAUGGCAUUCUUUUUACCCCCACAGAAAGGAGCCAGAGCUGCUGCUUCUCGCAUUUCAGUAUGUUAGCACGUGAGGAAGCUCAGGUGGAAAGCAGAGGGACCUGCUGAAUCUACGUCAGGCGUUGUCUAGAGAAAACUACGGAAGAAUGUCAGAUGCAGAAGAAAACCCCCCAGAAGAAACAGGAGAAAAUGGAGAAGCAGGAAAAGAAGAGGACGAAUAUAAUCCAAGCAAUGAGGAGGGACAUGGGCAACAGAGCCUAGCUGAAGACACACUAUCAGGGGAGAGGUCUUCGGGGGAGGAAGAGGGGCUGGAAGGAAGAUGGGUGGAGGAGGAGGGACAAAUAGAGGGAAAGGAAGCAAGAGAAGAAAAAGAAAAAGGGAAUGAAGAGGAAAGGAGAGAGGAGGAAGAAGAAAUGAUAGGGGAGGAAGAAGAAAUGAUAGGGGAGGAAGAGGAAAGGAGAGAGGAGGAAGAGGAAAUGAUAGGGGAGGAAGAAGAAAGGAGAGAGGAGGAAGAGGAAAUGAGAGGGGAGGAAGAAGAGAGGAGAGAGGAGGAAGAGGAAAUGAGGGAAGGAAGAGGAAAGGAGAGAGAGGACGAGGCACUAAGGGGGAAGAGAAAGGGAGAGGAGGAGAGGAUGAUAGGGGAAAAGGAGAGAGAGGAGAAGAGGAAAUGAUAGGGAAGGAAGAGGAAAAGGAAGAGGAGGAGAAGCCGAAUGAUAGGGGAGACAGGAGAGCGAGGAGGAAGAGGAAAAGAAAGCGGGAGCGAAAUGAUAGGGGGGGAGGAAAGGAGAGCGGCGGGAGCGGAGUGAUACGGGGAGGAAGAAGAAAUGAGAGAGGAGGAAGAGGAAAUGAGAGGUGAGGAAGAAGAAAUGAGAGAGGAGGAAGAAGAGAGGAUAGAGGAAGAGAGAGAUGAAGAAGGUGAGGAAAACGGAGUUGAGAAAGAGGGAAGUAAGGAAAAGGAAGUCGAGGAAGAGGACAAGGUGAAGGAAGAGGAGGUGAAGGAAGAGGAGGAGCAUAAGGGGGAAAGUCAGGAGGGGAAAGAAGAGAAGAGUGGGGAGCAGGAGGCGGGGACAGUGGAAGGUAUUGUCGUAAAAGAAACUGAAGAAAAAGUUGGAAAAGCCCAAGAGGAAAUGGCAAAGACGCAGAAGAAACCAUUCAAAGUGGAUGGUAUUUUCCUUAACUCUGAGUCGUCCUCAUCAAGCAAGCCGUCCUCCCUCUCCCAAAGUCCCGAAGUGAGCGAGAUUUUCAAACCCAGCAGUUCAAGAACUGAAAUUUCUGAGGCGGCACAGAGAAGACUGGCCAGAAGACAGAGAGGCACAGAACCAAAGCAGGAAGACACUGAAGCAAGAUCCCGAGACCCAUCCCUCACCCUGGGGGAGGGAGAAAGGCGAAAAUCAUCCCAGUCCAAAGCAGGGCGUCCCAGGGAGUCCCUGGUGCCCACCUCCUCAGAGGACACCUUGUUCCAGAAGGAAGGCUCCAAGGUAUAUCCUUUGACCAUGACCUGGUCCUUUGGAUGGAACAGUUUCCUCCCCGUCUGCUACCUCCGGGAGAACCAGAGAGUCCUCCUCUAUGCCUGCGGUCACACGGCUGUCAUCUACAGCGCCGACAGGAAUACCCAGUACCACCUUCAGGGCCACCCCAACGUCAUCUCCUGCCUCUGUGUCAGUGAAGACAAGCGGUGGAUUGCCACAGCAGACAAAGGGCCGGACUGUCUCAUCAUUAUAUGGGACUCCUUCACAGGAAUCCCUGUGCACACCAUAUUUGACAGCUGUCCAGAAGAUAAUGGUAUAAGGUCGAUUGCCAUCUCCCGUGAUGCCAAGUUCCUGGCCACCAUCUCAGACGCUGAAACUCAGAAAGUGUGCAUCUGGAAGUGGACGUUGGCGGUGGAGACGCCUGCAUGCACUCUUGAGCUCCCCAAAGAGUAUGGUUUCCAGAACUACCUCAUCUUCAACCCGGAGAACAACAAAGAACUGGUGAGCAACAGCAGCACACAGACCAUCUAUUACACCUGGUUUGAAAAGGAGGGUAUACUUGCUCACAGUGCCCCGCUUUUAACCGAGAAAACCUUCAACAAACUCGUGGGGAAAUUCAGCCAGUCUGUUUUUCACCUGAAGUUAGGACAGAUUCUGUCGGCAACGAAGGAAGGGAAGCUGGUUGUCUGGGAUAUACACUACCCGCCGCAGUCCUCCCCUGGUUUGGCCUUUCCCUUCCUCAAGCCUUGUAAACUGGUCCAUUUGCAGAAGGAGGCCAUCACGGUGCUCGCCACAGUGGACAGCUACAUUGUCACAGGUGACAUUAAGGGUAACAUUAAGUUCUACGACCACACCCUGUCCAUCAUCAACUGGUACAGCAACUUCAAACUGAGCUCCAUAAGGACUCUGUCCUUUUCAAAGACCCCAGCAAACCCACCCUCAGAGAAGUCUAACCUCCCCACAGACUGCACUUUAAAAGGCGACCUUUUCGUUGUCAGGAAUUUUCUCAUAGGAACGUUUGACGCCACCGUGUACCACAUGACAGCAGAUGGCACCAAGCUGGAGAAGCUCUUUGUGGAGCCCAGGGAUGCUGUUUAUGCCAUAUCCUGCCACCCGUACCAACCCCUCAUCGCUGUUGGGAGUGUCUGUGGGAUGAUCAAGGUGUGGGACUACGAAAAGAAGGUCUAUCUGUUCAGCAGGGCCUUUGAGAAGGGGCUCGGCGUCCAGAGUCUGACCUACAACCCUGAAGGAGCUCUGCUUGGAGCUGGAUUCACCGAGGGGACAGUUUAUAUUCUUGACGCGAUGUCUUUAGAAAAUGAAAGUUCAGAGCCCUUCAAAUAUUCCAGAACCAGCGUGUCUCACGUCAGCUUCUCACACGACUCCAAUUACAUGGCGACUGCUGAUGACAACUUCACUGUGGCCGUGUAUAUGGUGGUGGUCAAAAAUGGACAAAGGGUCUGGGAGUAUUUGGCAAGACUUCGUUCCCACCACAACACCAUCCGAAGCCUCCUGUUUGGGGUUCACCUGGACAGCAACGAGCCCAGGCUGCUGAGCCUUGGGAAGGACAGGUUCUUGAUAGAGUACAACCUUAUCAAGAGCUACAAAGACCACCUGGAAGUCCUGGACAUUCACCGGACAGACCAGGGCAACUACCCCACCUGCAUGAUCUGGUACCCACCGCUGACCAAGGAGCUGUUCCUGCUUAUUUGCAACAGUGGCUACAAAGUGAAGCUUUUCAAUUCCACCACCAAAAUGUGCCGAAAGACGCUUCUUGGACCGGCUUAUGGGUCACCUAUUGAGCACACCCAAGUGCUCCCGGUAAAAUCCACGCUGGAGCUGCAGAAGCGCCACCUGGUGUUUAUCAACAAAGACAAGGUUGGACUCCAGAUCUUACCAAUUGACGGCAACCCACACAAAACAUGUGCCAUCGUUUGCCACCCAAACGGGGUGGCUGGGAUGGCUCUUUCCUAUGAUGGGCGCUAUGCCUUCACAGCAGGGGGCCAAGAUCACUCCGUGGUGAAGUGGAGAAUCAACUUAAGUGCCCUGGAGGCGGCCGUUUCUCUUGGGGGUGAAGACUUGACCCCAUUCUAUGGUCUGGUGUCUGGUGGCAGGCAAGGAAAAUUCUACAGGGAGCUGGAGGACUAUUUUUACUACUCUCAGAUCCGCAGUCAAGGGAUCGACACAAUGGAGACCAGGCAGGUGUCUGAGCAUAUUUGCCUGUCGGAGCUUCCUUUCGUCAUGAGAGCAAUUGGCUUUUACCCAUCGGAGGAGAAGAUUGAGGACAUGUUUAAUGAAAUCAAGUUUAGCGAAUAUGUGGACACUGGGAAGCUGAUCAACAAAAUCAACUUACCGGAUUUCCUCAAAGUCUAUAUUAACCACAGGCCACCCUUUGGCAACACGAUGGAUGGCAUCCAGGAGAGCUUUGACGUGCUCGGUUUCACCAAUUCUGAAGGGAAGAAGGCUAUUCGGAGAGAGGAUUUCCUGAACUUGCUCCUCACUAAAGGUGAGCACAUGACAGAGGAGGAGAUGAACGACUGUUUCGCGACGCUGUUUGGCCUGAAUCCCGAGGGGUGGAAAUCGGAGCCUGCGGCCACCGCCAACCAAGAUCAAAAAAUCUGCCUCGAAAAAAUACUUCCAGACGAAAUCACUGCAGAAAUAUUCACGACAGAAAUUCUUGGCUUAACCCUUUCCGACAGUCCUGAGCAGUUUGACCAGUGACGUCAUGGAGAGUGUUGGCAGCACAAAGGACUUCGUGUGUGUGCUUGCACACCUGUGUGUGCGUUUUUCCCAAGAGGUGUUCAUUUUCCUGUACAUGCCCAACCCCACCCUACUCCUCAGAGCAUUUAGACAUUAAAAGCAAAUUUCUCUUAGGCAAUGGAAUUCACAAAGUUGGACAUUGCACUGUCUGUGAAAGAAAAGAGUGGGUGGAGGCGAGAACAGGCCUGGCAGCCUGAAGGGGCCUCAGCCAGUGGCAGGCCUUCCCCAUGACGUGUGUGCUCCAUGGAAGGCAGAGUCAGCCACUCAGGCCCACUCCCUGGAGUGCUGCCUGUACUGUUGGCCCCUGCGACUGGGAGGAGGUGUUCGGGCCUCCUGGGAGUGCCAGACUAUUUUCUUUCUCGGCCAAACACCCAGGCAGUAGU
This is a messenger RNA of Acomys russatus (golden spiny mouse), 4881 nucleotides long. It is a transcript of the gene Cfap251, whose product is annotated as cilia and flagella associated protein 251. Lineage: Eukaryota; Metazoa; Chordata; Mammalia; Rodentia; Muridae. Gene Ontology annotation, cellular component: sperm flagellum. The record is from RefSeq and is a predicted model, not a curated record. Gene Ontology annotation, molecular function: protein binding.